UCCAUACCUGUUUUGUAUGUAAACAGAGUGGGGAAGAUGUUAAAAGAUGCCUUCUGCCAUUGUGUGGAAAGUUUUAUCAUGAAGAGUGUGUCCAAAAGUACCCACCCACUGUCAUGCAGAACAAGGGCUUUCGGUGCUCCCUCCACAUCUGUAUAACCUGCCAUGCUGCUAAUCCAGCCAGUGUUUCUGCAUCUAAAGGUCGUCUGAUGCGAUGUGUCCGCUGCCCUGUGGCAUACCAUGCCAAUGACUUUUGUCUGGCUGCUGGGUCAAAAAUACUUGCUUCUAAUAGUAUCAUCUGCCCAAAUCACUUUACACCCAGGCGAGGCUGCCGAAAUCAUGAGCAUGUUAACGUUAGUUGGUGUUUUGUAUGCUCAGAAGGAGGCAGCCUUCUGUGCUGUGAUUCUUGCCCUGCUGCUUUUCAUCGGGAAUGCCUGAACAUUGAUAUCCCUGAAGGAAACUGGUAUUGCAAUGACUGUAAGGCAGGCAAAAAACCACAUUACAGGGAAAUUGUCUGGGUAAAGGUUGGACGAUACAGGUGGUGGCCAGCUGAGAUCUGCCAUCCUCGAGCUGUACCUUCCAACAUUGAUAAGAUGAGACAUGAUGUGGGCGAGUUCCCUGUGCUCUUCUUUGGGUCUAAUGACUAUCUCUGGACUCACCAGGCCAGAGUCUUGCCCUACAUGGAGGGGGAUGUAAGCAGCAAAGAUAAGAUGGGCAAAGGAGUGGAUGGGACAUAUAAAAAAGCUCUUCAGGAAGCUGCAGCAAGGUUUGAGGAGUUAAAGGCCCAAAAAGAACUAAGACAGCUGCAGGAAGACCGAAAGAACGAUAAGAAACCACCGCCUUAUAAACAUAUAAAGGUGAACCGUCCUAUUGGCCGGGUACAGAUCUUCACUGCAGACUUGUCUGAAAUUCCCCGUUGCAACUGUAAAGCUACUGAUGAUAACCCCUGUGGGAUAGACUCUGAGUGCAUCAAUCGCAUGCUGCUUUAUGAGUGCCACCCCACAGUAUGUCCUGCCGGCGGACGCUGCCAAAACCAGUGCUUUACUAAGCGCCAGUACCCAGAGGUGGAGAUUUUUCGCACAUUACAGAGGGGCUGGGGUCUUCGAACAAAAACCGAUAUUAAAAAGGGUGAAUUUGUGAAUGAGUAUGUGGGUGAGCUAAUAGAUGAAGAAGAAUGCAGAGCUCAAAUCCGUUAUGCCCAAGAACACGAUAUCACUAAUUUCUAUAUGCUCACCCUUGACAAAGAUCGGAUCAUUGAUGCUGGUCCCAAAGGAAACUAUGCUCGGUUCAUGAAUCACUGCUGCCAGCCCAACUGUGAAACACAGAAGUGGUCUGUGAAUGGAGACACCCGUGUUGGCCUUUUUGCCCUGAGUGACAUUAAAGCAGGCACUGAACUUACCUUCAACUACAACCUAGAAUGUCUUGGGAAUGGAAAGACUGUUUGCAAAUGUGGAGCCCCAAACUGCAGAGGCUUUCUGGGUGUAAGGCCAAAGAAUCAACCCAUUGCCACGGAAGAAAAGUCAAAGAAAUUCAAGAAGAAGCAACAGGGGAAGCGAAGGAGCCAGGGUGAAAUCACAAAGGAGCGAGAGGAUGAGUGUUUCAGCUGUGGGGAUGCUGGCCAGCUCGUCUCCUGUAAGAAGCCAGGCUGCCCAAAAGUUUACCAUGCAGACUGUCUCAAUCUAACCAAGCGACCGGCAGGGAAAUGGGAGUGUCCUUGGCAUCAGUGUGACAUCUGUGGGAAGGAAGCGGCCUCCUUCUGCGAGAUGUGUCCUAGCUCCUUUUGCAAGCAGCAUCGGGAAGGGAUGCUCUUCAUCUCCAAACUGGAUGGACGUCUGUCUUGUACUGAGCACGACCCCUGUGGGCCCAACCCUUUGGAACCUGGGGAGAUCCGUGAGUAUGUGCCUCCCCCGGUACCACUGACUCCAGGCCCAAGCACUCACCUGGCAGAGCAACAAUCAUCAGGAGUUGCUGCUCAGGGGCCCAAGAUGUUGGACAAGCCACCUGCUGAAGCCAACCAGACAUUGUCACUGUCCAAAAAAACUCUGGCAGGGACUUGUCAGAGGCCACCACCACCUGAAAGACCUCCUGACAGAACUGACUCCAGGCCCCAGCCUGUAGAAAGGGUCAGGACCCUUGCUGGGUCAGGGGCCAAACCCCAGUCCUUGGUAUCCAGCCAGAAGUCAGUGGACAGGCCAUCUACAGUGGGAGGACCAAGAACCCAACUAUCUGACAAACCCUCUCCAGUGACCGGCCCAAGCUCUUCACCCUCAGUCAGGUCCCAACCACUGGAAAGACCUCUAGGGGCAGCUGACCCAAGGCUGGAUAAAUCCAUAGGUGCUGCCAGCCCAAGGCUCCAGUCACUGGAAAAAAACCCAGUCCCUACUGUCCUGAGACUUCCACCAUCAGACAGACUGCUCGUCACCAGCAGCCCCAAACCCCAGACUUCAGACAGGUCUCCAGAGAAAUCCCAUGCUUCUUUGACCCAGAGAUUCCCACCUCCUGACAAAGUGCUAUCAGCUGUGGUCCAGACACUGGUAGCUAAAGAAAAGGCACUGAGGCCCGUGGACCAGAAUACUCAGUCAAAAAACAGAGCUGCUUUGGUGAUGGAUCUUAUAGACCUAACUUCUCGCCAGAAAGAACGGGCAGCUUCUCCUCAUGAGGCCACACCACAAGCUGAUGAGAAGAUGCCAGUGUUGGAGUCCAGCUCAUGGCUUGCCAGCAAAGGUCUGGGGCAGAUGUCUCGAGCUGUAGAGAGAGGCAGUGUGUCAGAGCCUGUCCUUCAGCCUCCUGGAAAAGCCGUGGCCCCCUUGGAGCACCCCUGGCAAGCUGUUAAAUCACUCACCCAAGCCAGACUUCUUUCUCCAUCCCCUGCCAAGGCUUUUUUAUAUGAGUCAGCAACUCAGGCUGCAGGAAGAGCACCUGCAGGAGCUGAGCAGAUCCCAGGGCCUCCCAGCCAAGCACUGGGCCUGGUGAAGCAGGUGAAACAGAUGGCUGGAGGCCAUCAAGUACCUGGACUUGGUGCCAAGAGUGGGCAGUCCUUCAGGCCUCUUGGGAAGGCCCCAUCCUCCCUCUCCACUGAAGAGAAAAAGUUGGCAACCACAGAGCAGAGUUCCUGGGCCUUAGGAAAGACCUCACCAGGGCCAGGGCUCUGGCCCAUGUUGGCUGGACACACACUGGCAUCGUCUUGCUGGUCGUCUGGGAGCACACAGACAUUGGCACAGACUUGCUGGUCUCUUGGAAGAGGGCAAGACCCUAAACCAGAGCAAAACACAUUUCCAACUCUUAACCAGGCGCCUUCCAGUCACAAGUAUGCAGAGUCAGAACAGAAAUAAUACCAGUAAAUGUCAGAUGACCAGACCAGCUACCCCCAGGGUUCUUGGAGGAGGGAAAUAUUAUUCUCCUCCCUUAUAAAACAGACCCCACUCCCUUUUCACUGUUAUUCUUUCUUUAUAUCCCAACACUCAGAACUCUUGUGACAUUAGCCAGUGGGGGCUUGUGGUUAUGUGAAACAUGUAUGGAAAUCCAAGUGGGUUCUUUCCCUCAACCCUUAAAUGGUCACCUUGAAAUAAAAAGUCCACUUGGAGUCAAACAUGGGAUUCAAUUCCGCUGGUCAGGUUGGAAGAUAGAGGGGCCUUUGAUGCUAUUUCUCCAUGCCUACAGAGCCCCACUGAAGGCACCUGAUGAACCCUUGGGAGGAACUGAUACCCAUUCAAACCAGUGGCAAUUUCUUGAGCAUUCAUGUGUGCUAGGCCAGGUGCUGGUCACUGAUAGGAGAUACAAAGAUAAAUAAGACCUGAUUCUUAUGAGCCUAGCAUGCCUAACAGUUUCUAGGCUGUUUUUAAGAACCUUUGACCAGGAAAUAACAUGAAGUUCUGAGGGGCCCUGGGGCAUGGUCCCAGAAAUGAUUGUAUUGAGUAAGUUUCCUCAGGCUCAGUGUGCAUGUGUGCAUGUGCAUGCAUGUGUGCUCAUGCAGCUGUCUACAGGCAGGGUGAGCUGCAGAGGCCAAGUGAGAUUGUUGGCUGGGCAGCCACCACCACUGCUUCUGUCUGAAGAUCUAUACUUGAUGGAAUAGCUGAUUGUGGGGAGGCUGGGCUCUACAAUGAUGUAGCUUUCCCAUAGUGUAAGAAGGCAAUUGGCAAGCUUAUCUUUCUUUUUUACCCAUUUUCCUCCUUUUACAUCAAUCCACCCUAUGCCCGUCCCCCACACACUCAGGUGCUUUCAGAUUUCAGAGUCUUGGGCAGUGGACCUAGGCAUCUCUAGCAAGCUCUGAGCUAGAUCCACCACCAGCUCAGGGAGGGUGCCAGAUCCUGACAGAAAAUGACUUCUCUUCUGAUCCUUUGCUCUCCUGCCUGAAUGGAGGGAGUCCUCUUCUUCACUAGUGGAUUUCACCACCCUCCCCUGAGAAUUGUGCUCUGUGUUGAGAGGACUUGCCUGCUGACUCAAGUUUAAAGGCAGCCAUAACCCUUCCUUUAUGACUGGCAAGAUGUGGCAUUUAGAGAAAGGUCCAGUCUAAGAGUUGACUCCUCAUAACUGCUGAUUAUCUGUUACUGCUGCCCUGAGCUGGGGCUCAAGGGCUGGGAAAUCUGUUGGUGCUACCCUGCCCUACCAUUCACCCAGCUCACUGACUGCCAACAGGAAGUGCUGUUUGGCCAGUUUCUUCCCAUUCAUCCAUGUCUCUUUUGUCCCUAGACUAAAUGUGUUUACCUAUCUGCUUUGCCAACUUAGCCAGCAGCUUUAGCCAACCAGGCCAUCUGGCCCAAAUGUCUCCUAACCAUUCUGUCUCAGUUAUGGCUUUUAUAUCAACAGGAGUCUGUAUUUUGUCCCAGUUUCCUCCUGAGUUCCUAGUGAGGCUACUCUAAUCACUCUAAAGGAGGGAAUAAUAGUUACAGAAGCAUUUGCGCUUUAUAUAAAAAUUAAAAAGAAUUUGCUUUUAUUUCCCAAAGUGGGUCUCUGGGAUUGAGACACUUGAACUCAGGCAGAGGCACAAGGCUGGGCAGGGCUGCCCCGAGUUUAGGGGCCUAUCCUUGCAUCUCACUUAGACCUCGGAAUCUCCUCUGUAAAUUCCACCUGCCUAGUUCACUUUCAUCCUAACUCUCUUCCCACAUCAUCAGAGAAGAAAAGCUCUUGGUUGAAAAGGAAGAGAAAACAAAGUAUCUUAUUUUCUUUUUAAAAAAUUUUAAACCAUGGAAAAGAUAUUUUUAAAGAAAUCCACCCAGAACGUUAAAGUUCAUUAUAUUAAGUAUUUAUCAUGUGUGAGAAUAAUAAGUAUAUAACUGCAGCUAGUAGGUCUUUUCCCCUAAUCUCUUAGGUUGUACGAGUAGGGUUUGCUUGGUGCCAGUCCUGUGCCCUUUUCUCUCCUGUCAUCUGUAGUUGCGAUCAGAAAAAGUAUCCACACUGCACUGUCAGAAUCUCUUUUCACUAUGUUGUGUGUUAAAUUACCGUAGUUCUUUGUUUAAUGGAAUAAACUGUGAAUUUUUUUUGUGGUGGGGGGUUGUGCAGGCUUUGUAAAAAUUUGUAAAUGGAGAAGUUCGAUCCUAAAAUAGCUUCUCUGAAGUAGGCUUUGGUAGGUAAUUUUCUUGACAGCCACUCUAGACAUGUCUCAUAGGACAGGAAGGAGUGAGGGAAAGGUGGGCCAUGGUUGACCACUUUAUAAAGGGUUUGUUUUGGUCCUUUCCGUUUUCCACCACUCACUGAAUACUUCCUUCCAGACCUGCCUGGGAAAACAAUUGAGUUAUGCUUGGUUUACGGGGUAGGAGGCAGUUCUUUAUCUAAAUGGAUGGAGUGCCAGGCUUUCCUGGGUGCCAUUUGGAAAGACUUCCAGCUUGAAUGGAACCUAGAAAUUCAACUGUGAGGCCCCCUGAUCUCAGCAUCUCAUUCUAGAUCAUUAACAUGUAAUCAUGAAAGCAGUCACUGUACAAUUAGAAGCACAAUCAGGACUGUUGGGAACUGAUAUUCCAUGAUGCUGGGAGGGAGUGACUACCCUUGAGGACGCUCCUGGAGCCUGUGCUAAGACCUUUUCUCCAAGGAUUGCGAGUUGGAAAUUAAAAGGUAAUCUUUUCUCUUAGACAUUCCUGAUCUUUAUGCAGGAUGGUGUUUUUGGUAUUUGGCUAAGUGCUUGGAAACCGGGAUCUCGAGAAUAUGCCUCUAAGCCACUUUCCCAGGAAGCCUUUUCCAGGGGGAAGCCAUAGCUUCCAUAGGUAGCUAGAGAACAAAUACCUCUCCUAGCCCUGUUAAGUCAGGAAAAAAACAA
Messenger RNA from Myotis davidii, 6247 nucleotides. Its product is annotated as histone-lysine N-methyltransferase, H3 lysine-36 and H4 lysine-20 specific-like. Gene Ontology annotation, biological process: regulation of DNA-templated transcription. Gene Ontology annotation, cellular component: nucleus; chromatin. The transcript has 11 exons. Bases 114 to 3329 code for a protein of 1071 amino acids. NCBI's taxonomy places the organism in Eukaryota, Metazoa, Chordata, Mammalia, Chiroptera, Vespertilionidae. The record is from RefSeq and is a predicted model, not a curated record. Gene Ontology annotation, molecular function: histone H3K36 methyltransferase activity; protein binding.